GAAGCUUUGCAAGGCAGCGCGGGCCCGGCUCGGACAGGUAAGAAACAAAAAGUGCCGAGGGUUCAAACAGCUGCUUUCCUACCACCACCCCCUCCCCACGACCUGCGCCCUUCCCUCUCCAAGGUUUAAACCCAGCCGCCGAUGCGCGGUGCGAUUGCAACCGAGCCCGCCGCCUUUGCAAAACUUGGCCUGCAAAGAGAGCUGGUGCUCUGCACAAGCUCAGGAACCCCACAGCUUGGGCGCUCCGAGCCUGACCUCCCGAUGGCUCCCUUCCUGCUCCGCUGCUCCUCCCUGACCCGGAGGCAGCGGCUGAAAAGAGCGGCUUUUAUUUGUCUCCAGCGGCGGCCUCUCUCCGGGCGGGUCGUGCUGGGGGCGUAAGCGGGUUCUUGCGCAACGGGGCAGCGGCUUGGGCGCAGAGCCACAGGCGGGCGCAGCGGUUUCGGAGAAGCGAGCGGGGCUGGGCGGCUCUUCCUGGGCAGGAUUGGGUUCCCAUCAUCCUGGGCAGGUGAUUCAAGGAGCUGGAGCUCGGGAACUCCGGGUCAAAAACUUCCGCGAGUUCCGCCUUCAUGGCAGAAAAGGCUCUGCGAUUUGAAACCGAUUCCGACUCCAAUCUGAGCUAGGGAUCCGAGUUUGUUUUCUGGCUUUCGGUUAUUUAUUUAUUUAUUUGUCAGUCAUACAUAAGGUAACAGGUAAAAGUAUAAACAUCAUUUGGAUACAAGAAAAAAGUUUGCAAGUUGAUGCUCACCAAAGAUGUCUGCUGUUGGGUUGAUGUCCUCCUGCGCAUGUGCCCGUUCCCUGGUGCCUUUACUGAGGUUGGGGAUCCCCAAAACGUGUUCGUCCCAGUUACACACGACAGCCGGGUCCGCUUCGAAAGAUUACUACGAGGUGCUGGUGCUUGGUGGAGGCUCAGGCGGGAUCACGAUGAGUGCCCGGAUGAAGCGGAAAGUAGGAGCUGACAAUGUGGCCGUGGUGGAACCCCAGGAGAAACACUAUUAUCAGCCCCUCUGGACUUUAGUUGGAGCUGGGGCGAAACAGUUGGCCACUUCAGAACGUUCAACAGCUAGUGUUAUUCCUUCAGGGGUAAAGUGGAUCCAGUCCAAGGUGGAAAAGUUGGAUCCAGACAACAACUGUGUCUAUUUGGGGAACAAUCAAAAGGUAUCUUACAAGUAUUUGAUUGUUGCUCUCGGGCUGCAGCUGAAUUUUGAAAAGAUCAAAGGCUUGCCUGAGGGUUUUAAGUUUCCUAAAAUUGGUUCCAAUUAUUCCAUUCACACAGUGGAGAAAACAUGGAAAGCUCUGCAGGAUUUCGAAGAAGGAAAUGCCAUUUUCACCUUUCCAAACACUCCAGUGAAAUGUGCAGGGGCGCCACAAAAGAUCAUGUAUCUGACAGAGGCGUACUUGAGAAAGACUGGAAAACGGUCCAAAGCCAAGAUCAUAUUCAAUACUUCUCUUGGAGUGAUAUUUGGUGUUAAGAAGUAUGCUGAUGCUCUAUUAGAGAUUAUCAAGGAAAGAGAUAUUAUAGUGAACUACAAAUGGAACCUUGUGGAAGUCCGAGCAGAUAAGCAGGAAGCCCUAUUUGAAAACUUGGACAAAGCUGGUGAAACGGAAGUUUAUCGGUAUGAAAUGCUUCAUGUCACUCCACCCAUGGGUCCCCCUGACGUCCUGUUAAACAGUCCAGUUUCUGACGUCGCUGGAUGGGUGGAUGUAAACAAGGAGACACUGCAGCAUGUGAAAUACCCAAACGUUUUUGGGAUUGGAGACUGCACCAACCUCCCUACCUCCAAGACUGCUGCAGCUAUAGCUGGCCAGUGUGGUGUACUUGAUAAAACAAUUUCAUGUAUCAUGAAAGGCAAAACUCCCACUAAGAAGUAUGAUGGAUAUACUUCCUGUCCUCUGAUAACCAACUACAACAGAGCAAUCCUGGCUGAGUUUGAUUACAAUGCUCAGCCUUUAGAAACUUUUCCAUUCGACCAGAGCAAAGAGAGACUGAUAAGUUUUCAUCUGAAGGCUAAUAUGAUGCCUUAUCUGUAUUGGUAUGGACUUCUGAAGGGAUAUUGGGGUGGCCCAGGUCCAGUGAGGAAAAUAUUUCACCUUGGGUUGAAGUAAUCGUUGAAAUCAUCUCCUGCCAGCUACAAACCAUGUAACACUUUUAAUUUAAAAAAAAAACACAUUCAGAGAUUCUCCACAGAAAUUAAUAAAAUCACUUCUCUGUAGGACUGCAA
Molecule: messenger RNA, 2219 nt
Organism: Ahaetulla prasina
Lineage: Eukaryota; Metazoa; Chordata; Lepidosauria; Squamata; Colubridae
Gene: SQOR
Product: sulfide quinone oxidoreductase
Exons: 11
Coding region: 751-2103 (450 amino acids)
Cellular component (GO): mitochondrion
Molecular function (GO): sulfide:quinone oxidoreductase activity; FAD binding
Source: RefSeq, a predicted model, not a curated record